GGUGGUGGACUUAUAGCCUAUUCCGAGGCAAACGUAUCCUAUGGCACAAACGGUGUUGUUGAAACUGGAACCAGGAAGAAGAAGGUGGUGCUGCUCGGAACUGGAUGGGCCGGAACCAGUUUCUUGAAGAAUUUGAAUAAUUCCCAGUAUGAGGUUCAGAUUAUAUCGCCUCGAAACUAUUUCGCUUUCACUCCCUUGCUACCUAGCGUCACUUGUGGAACUGUUGAAGCUCGCAGUGUUGUUGAGCCGAUUCGAAACAUUGGAAGAAAGAAGAACGUUGAUACGUCUUACCUGGAGGCAGAAUGUUACAAAAUUGAUCCAGCAAGCAAGAAAGUUCACUGCCGAUCCAAACAAGGAGUCAGCUCGAAUGGAAAGAAAGAAUUUUCUGUUGACUAUGACUACCUUGUGAUUGCUACUGGAGCUCAGUCUAACACUUUUAACAUACCUGGAGUGGAGGAGAACUGUCAUUUUCUGAAAGAGGUUGAAGAUGCCCAGGGAAUCCGUAAAACUGUGAUUGAUAACUUUGAGAAGGCGAGUUUGCCAGAUCUAAGUGAUGAAGAGAGGAAGAGAAUCCUGCAUUUUGUGGUUGUUGGUGGUGGGCCAACAGGAGUUGAGUUUGCCGCGGAGCUGCAUGAUUUUGUUACUGAGGAUCUAGUCAGGCUCUAUCCUAGAGCUAAGGAUUCAGUGAGAAUCACGCUCCUGGAGGCCGCUGACCACAUUCUGACCAUGUUUGACAAGAGAAUCACUGAGUUUGCAGAAGAAAAGUUUAGCAGAGAUGGUAUUGAUGUGAAACUUGGCUCCAUGGUGACCAAAGUGAAUGAGAAAGAUAUAUCUGCUAAAACCAAAGGAGGAGAGGUUUCCACAAUUCCGUAUGGAAUGAUUGUCUGGUCAACUGGUAUCGGAACUCGUCCUGUGAUCAAAGAUUUCAUGAAACAAAUUGGUCAGGGUAAUAGACGUGCUCUGGCCACUGAUGAAUGGCUUCGCGUUGAAGGAUGUGAUAACAUAUACGCCCUUGGUGAUUGCGCAACAAUUAACCAGCGAAAAGUCAUGGAGGAUGUUUCUGCGAUAUUUAGCAAAGCAGACAAAGACAAGUCUGGGACACUGACUCUGAAAGAGUUUCAAGAAGCAAUGGAUGACAUUUGUGUUAGAUACCCACAAGUGGAGCUCUACUUGAAGAGUAAACGCUUGCGUGGCAUUGCGGAUCUUUUAAAAGAAGCCGAAACUGAUGAUGGUUCAAAGAAGAACGUCGAACUGAAGAUCGAAGAAUUCAAAUCAGCUCUUUCUCAGGUUGACUCACAAGUGAAGUUUCUUCCAGCUACCGCACAGGUUGCUGCACAGCAAGGCACAUACCUUGCGAAAUGCUUUGAUCGUAUGGAAGAGUGUGAGAAGAAUCCAGAAGGUCCCAUUAGGAUGAGAGGAGAAGGUCGUCACCGUUUCCGCCCCUUCAGGUAUAGGCAUUUGGGACAAUUUGCACCAUUGGGAGGAGAACAAACGGCGGCACAACUUCCAGGGGAUUGGGUUUCUAUUGGACAAAGCAGCCAGUGGCUUUGGUAUUCCGUCUACGCCAGUAAGCAAGUGAGCUGGCGCACGAGGGUCCUAGUGGUUUCUGAUUGGAUGAGACGUUUCAUCUUUGGUAGGGAUUCAAGUAGCAUCUGA
Thlaspi arvense is the source of this 1656-nucleotide messenger RNA. The record is from the annotation of a GenBank genome assembly. Lineage: Eukaryota; Viridiplantae; Streptophyta; Magnoliopsida; Brassicales; Brassicaceae.